Molecule: messenger RNA, 540 nt
Organism: Cylicostephanus goldi
Lineage: Eukaryota; Metazoa; Nematoda; Chromadorea; Rhabditida; Strongylidae
Source: the annotation of a GenBank genome assembly
AUGAUCCAUACAGAAUACUCAGCUUUGCGUUCCAUCGUCGUGACAAACCACGAAGAGACCAUCAAAAUGCCCAUAAAUGAGCCAGCAAUGGGAAAGAAGGCCGUGUCGCAGAUUCAGGAAUACGUCGAUUACUACGGUGGCGCAGGAGUACAGCACAUAGCUCUGAACACGAGCGACAUCAUCAGUGCCAUCGAGGCACUUCGAGCUCGUGGCGUCGAGUUUUUGACGAUUCCGAAGUCUUACUACGACAAUUUACGGACAAGAUUGAGCAAGAGCGGCACAAAGAUUACCGAGGACAUGAACCGUCUGCAAAAAUUGCACAUUUUGGUUGACUUCGACGAGAAUGGCUAUCUCCUACAGAUUUUCAGCAAACCAUGUGAAGACCGACCAACACUAUUCAUAGAAGUCAUUCAGCGGCAUAAUCAUCAGGGCUUCGGUGCUGGAAACUUCAAAGCUUUGUUCGAAUCCAUAGAACUGGAACAGAACGAGCGUGGCAACUUAUUCUAUGAAGAUGUGGCAACUGGUGGAAAGAAAAUCUAG